CCCACAGAAGGCUGUUUACGAAGAAAGCGGAGCUCCUCUGACAAAAACAAGGGCUGGGACUCCAGCGAGAGGAGCAGUGUGCCUGAUAGCACAGGCUCUUCAUCCAUUUUAAACAUUUUGAUAUGUUUAUACUUUUUACAUUUUUAGAGAAAACGCCACGGUAGAGCACCAUGUUGUGUGUUAAGUCAGUCCGUCAGCUCUGCAAAAUGUUUCUCUCCUUGCACGUUGUGUUCCUGAGCGUGGCCAUGGUGGAGAGCAGCGCAUCAAAUGGAAAUGAAAAAGAUUGCAUAACAUCCAAUGGUGUGGAAUACAGAGGGGAACAACAGAGUUCCUCCUCAGGACUGACUUGUCUUAACUGGACCAACACCACUAGAGACUAUGAUGUUAAACUCCAUCCUGAUUCACAGACAGGUGUGGGAGAUCACAAUUACUGCCGAAACCCAGACUCCUCUGAGAGGCCUUGGUGCUACAUUGCUGGCCCAGAUGGGACGGUCCAGAAACAAUUCUGUGCAAUUGACACAUGCAAAGAACCAGCCUCUACUGUAGCAGCACAGGCCGAAUCCCUCAAGCCGACAGCAACCGUUCCCUCCACAGAGAGCUUUCAGCUGGCCAAAUCAGGAGCCUCUCAGGGAAAAGUUGCUGCAGUGCAGCCAGUGAUGGGAAUAAGCCAGCGAGUGCACACAGGACCCAAAAAGAAAAAGGACCUUGGCACACUCGGCUACAUCAUCGGCAUCCUCAUGAUGGCGGUUAUAAUCAUUCUCGGAGUAGGCAUCACAUUUGGCUACUUCUAUAAGAGGGGUCAGGACUUAAAGAAGCAGCAUGAGCAACGAGUGUAUGAGCGCGAGAUGCAGAGGAUCACCCUGCCCCUGUCGGCUUUCUCCAACCCCACCUGUGAGCUGGUGGACGAAAACACCAUCGUGAUCACAGCGGAGCAAGAGACGAUCCCCAAUCAGGAGGGUGUGGAGGGUGUGGAGGGAGGGGAGCCUCUCAUGGGCCAGCAAGCCGGUACCCCCGGAGCAUGAGUAGGAGGCGAGUAGUCCUUAAACGCAGGACUAUGAUACAUUUUUGUGGACCAAAACACUUCUUCACAUCUUCAUUUCUCCUUUCUGCCUCCCUGCGUAACCUCUGCUUUAAAGGGAGUAGGGGAGCAGUGUUCGCUCCAAAGACUUGAACUGAAUGCUGUGUUCUUUGUGUCCCCUCACUUUGAUUUUUAUACAUCAGAGGCACAAGCUAGAUAAGCUGAGGACACACUCUUUAACAACUAGAAACCUUUAAGGUCAAUCUGUUGUGAAUGAAGAUUUGUCAUGAGGUCUUUAAUAUUAAUUUUGAUACAUUUGAUAACCAAGAAAAUAAGGUUAUGGACUGCCCCCUUCAAUAACAGUAUAAAUAGCUAGUUGAAUGGACUAGUCAGUGUUUAUAAUGGUGUGUAAUGACACCAAUUCUUUAUAAAGACAUGGUGUUUGGAAUGGGGGUUCAUAAUGUUUAGUUUUUUAGUAUGUUUGCAUGUGGAGAAGUUUCUCUCCACAGGAGGUUUCGUUUCUAUUGACCUGUUGGCUGUGCCGAGGGAGACGCGGAUAAGAAACUUUUUCUUGGUGACACAGAUGUGUCCAAAAAUAUCCUCCCCUGAGACAGGAUGAGGGGACAUGAGGUAAAACAGACCCACUAAAGACAAGGGAAGGCCUCUAACUCUGCCUUAGCAUGAUACUUCUGAAUGUAUUUGUUUAUUUUUUAACCCGGAUGAAUUUUCUUUCUCUUUAUACUCGACUGCCGAUGUAUUUACAAAGCAUGAUGGGCGGUCACUGGCUGAUAUGAAAGAGGACUUUUCUUCCUCAGGUUAAGGAGUGACAGGAAAUAAACAGAGUGCUCUCAGGAAGCAUGAGAGACAGUAGAUAGUCUUCAGGCAAAACAGCACUGCCACAAGGCAAAAGAGAAAUCGGAAAAAAAUAAAAAGUCUGUCUUUGUAGCGCAGGACAGCGAGUGUGUUGAAGUGCUGAAGAAGCCUAGAUUCAGACAUUUGAGUUAUGCACUUGAUGCUUCAGGGUGGAGACAGCGAUGGAGUAGAAUAGAAACAGUCCAAAGUUUGGUGUUGUUCAUUCAAAAACAUGAGUGCAUGCACAUGGUUACCUGCUGUAUGUUUGUAUUCAGGGGCCAUCUUUUUGCAUCCUAAAAAGUAGAACUACUGAUUGAAGAAGAAUAUUAGAAAAUAUCUGCCUGGAAAUAGAAAUGAUCUUACACAGAAGACUUUAGUUUGUUACACAUAAUGCACCGUUACUUCGAAGUGUGUUUGCUGUCACUCCACUUGAUCUUGUUUUGUGAUUAUUGCUGGAUCCACAUCACUGAUAAUCUUUGGUUACUGCUGCUCAAUUCUUUUAAGUGUUUGUGUGCUGGUUGUAACUAUUAUUUUCUUCAUAUAAGCAAUGUGUUUAAAAUAUUGUUAUUCAGCGUUUGUAUUUGUAUGAAUGAAUUUUCACUCCUGAGACUGAAAUAAAACAUCAAACUCAGA
Molecule: messenger RNA, 2503 nt
Organism: Cottoperca gobio
Lineage: Eukaryota; Metazoa; Chordata; Actinopteri; Perciformes; Bovichtidae
Gene: pik3ip1
Product: phosphoinositide-3-kinase interacting protein 1
Exons: 6
Coding region: 171-1022 (283 amino acids)
Biological process (GO): negative regulation of phosphatidylinositol 3-kinase/protein kinase B signal transduction
Molecular function (GO): endopeptidase activity; signaling receptor binding
Source: RefSeq, a predicted model, not a curated record